Messenger RNA from Culicoides brevitarsis, 834 nucleotides. It is a transcript of the gene PolE4, whose product is annotated as DNA polymerase epsilon subunit 4. The coding region runs from base 57 to 704 and encodes 215 amino acids. The record is from RefSeq and is a predicted model, not a curated record. Gene Ontology annotation, biological process: DNA-templated DNA replication. The transcript has a single exon. Lineage: Eukaryota; Metazoa; Arthropoda; Insecta; Diptera; Ceratopogonidae. Gene Ontology annotation, cellular component: epsilon DNA polymerase complex; nucleus. Gene Ontology annotation, molecular function: protein heterodimerization activity.
UUUGGCGGUCGAAUAAAAUUUAAUUUUCAUCAAAAAUCUUUUAAAUUCACGCAAAAAUGGACAAUAAUCAGUACUCGGAAGAGCUUUUCCACGACUCGGAAGACCCAAAUGACGAAAAUCCAUCGGAAAAAGUCACUUCCAUCGAUGAAGAGAUGCAAGAUACGCCAGAUUUGAAUUUGGAAUUGAACUCGGAGGAACCUCAAACCCUUGGAACGAACGACGAGACGCCAGAUAUUAACUUUACGGAGGCAGAAAUGUCGAAUGAUGCUCAAUUACCGGACGACGAGGAGGAAAUUGAAGAAGAAGAUGCUCAAAUGGGCGAUUUGGAAUUAGAUGGCGAUGACGAGGAUGUUGUUGACGACGAGGAAACUCCAGUGCGGAAGCCUUUGGCACUCAAACAAGCGGAUUUCGGAAUAUCCAAAGAGAAGGAGGCAAAGGAAAAGGAACCAAUCGAACGAAAAUUGAUAAAUUUACCGCUGGGACGCGUCAAGAACAUCAUGAAACUCGAUCCGGAUGUGCGUUUGAUGUCGGGCGAAGCGAUUUUUGUCGUUGCUAAAGCUACGGAAUUGUUUAUCGAAGCUCUGACGAAGGAAUGUAUGGCGCAUAAAGACCCCAAGAAGAAAACAAUUCAAAAGAGGGACUUUGAUCAGGUGCUUGCGUCAGCGGAUGCCCUUCAAUUUCUCGAAGGCGCGAUGGAUUUCUAGUCAUAAGUUGCUAAUUUUAGUUUAAUUUUAUUAUUUUCACAUCAUUUCGUAUCGAAUACACGCUUAAACUGGUAAAAAAAUCAUCGUUUGCCUUCUAGAAAAAUAAGCCGCGCAUGCGACGUCCCAUGCC